Sphaeroforma arctica JP610 is the source of this 1106-nucleotide messenger RNA. RefSeq lists its product as hypothetical. Gene Ontology annotation, molecular function: SNAP receptor activity; syntaxin binding. The coding region runs from base 216 to 587 and encodes 123 amino acids. The record is from RefSeq and is a predicted model, not a curated record. Gene Ontology annotation, cellular component: SNARE complex; plasma membrane. The transcript has 4 exons. Gene Ontology annotation, biological process: vesicle-mediated transport; vesicle fusion. Lineage: Eukaryota; Ichthyosporea; Ichthyophonida.
CUUUCAUAAAAAUACAUAAAUAAAAGUAGGGAUGAUUACAUUACACUCGAUACACUCUGAAACGUUACCGAUACUUAAAGUCAUGAACUAAAUAUAAAGUCGCAUAGUUAACUUUCAUUCGAACACAUAUUUGCUUUUAAAUUAGACAAUCAGCUAACCAGCAAGUAGAAAAUUUGAUUUCCUCCGAUUCAAAACAAUAGCCCAAAUCAUUCACCAUGGGUCGCUCUUCGAAGAAAGAUAAAUCACAGUCUGCACCCCCUCCAGUCACGUAUAUGGUUACACCACCCGAAGAAGAAGAGAAACGAAAGCAGACCGAUGCUAAAAUAGCUCGCACACAGAAAAAUGUGGAUCAAGUGGUGGAUAUAAUGAAGGAUAACGUAGAGAAGGUUUUGGAGCGCGAUGAGAACAUAUCAAAUCUAGAGUCGCAAUCGGAGAAACUACACGGCAGGACGAAAGCCUUCAAAAAAACAGCCAAGGAUGUCAAGGUUUUGCAUCGCAACCGAUACUGGAAGUGGGUGUGUCUGUUGAUCAGCGUAUGCCUGUUUGCCAGCCUGAUCAUCGUACUCGUCCUCAAACCCUGGAAUUAGACACUAGUCUUCAUUCGGACUAACCAGCUCGGCAUAUCUUAACGCGAACUUCGCGCCGAAACAACCUGAAAAGUGAUACGGGCUAUGUGCACAUCGAGCACUUCAUUGCAACAUUUCCAAGCAAAGAGUAUUACAAAAUACGCAUUCAGGCGAAGAUUUGAAAGUCAUACAGCAGUGGAAAAAAUGCAAGCAUCUACAAAUGUAUCUUUGCACAUCACGAGUUACUUAAAGCAUAAUUUGGAGUACGCAUUUCGGAGCUGAUAAGACUCUAUCUCCUCCUCUGCCAGCAUGCAAAGUCCCAGCAAAACGCGAUACAUACUUGUAUCCACAUAUGUUUUCGCAACGUAGGCCCGUCCUCUAAAAAUCCUUCUGGGUACAUGUAUCCAUCAACUUAGGGCAUGUGCACCAAAUGACAGGAUAUGUGAAUGCUGCUACUAAAAACAAAUUGUACAUAUAACGACCCUGUUCCGCGCUGCGUAGCAGAAAAAAAAUAAAGAUAUGGUAGGCAUACAAGGUGAA